UGACGGCCGAACAAAACAGCGUACUUUCAAUGGAACAACACGUAUAUUAAGAGAUGACGCAUUCAAUCUUUUGUCUCAAAUCACCGCAAGUGGUGAUUCCUCUUCUUUGUUGUUUGGUUAUCGGGAUUUGUUCACCUGUACCAGGGGAUUUGCCAAGGCGCAAACUCAGAAAUACAGUCGGAGAGAACAUCGGUGACGAGGAGAAAAACCAAAUCUGUAGAGACCAUUAUGGUUCUCAAGAGUACAUAUGGGUUCCCGAGCCGUUAAAUAAGUGUGAGCCAUGCAGCUUUGCAUGUUCCAGAUCGACAGAGGCCUAUUGCGAAGCAUGCCCAGGAGCCACCACUACACAGGCACCUGCGGAGACGACCUCCACGGCCCCGCCUACCCAGGCUGCUACGACGGUCCAGACCAUCAUGGAAGACCCGAUUCUACCAACCGCAUCUGAUCAAGUUGUAACCGGGGGAUCUGUGGCUGAUGCAACCACAACCGAAGCAAGAACUGAUGGGAAUGAUUUGCCAUCAAGAAAAUUGAACGUCGGCAUGGUGGUGGGCAUUGUCAUUCUGCUAGUAAUUGUGUGCAUCUUGAUUGUGUUCCUGAUCGUAUGUGCACAUAAUUGGCUGAGAAACAAACGAGGCGCUGGAGAGCCAGAGAGUCGUGAUGAGCCCAACCCAGAGGAGCUGCCAUUGUCAGUCGAAGACAGCCACCCUGCAUCCUCCAACCACCCGUGGUAUUCAGACCUCAAUGGCGUCACUGCCGACCCACGCCCAGUUGGCAUUCUUAACGAAUCGGAAGUCUAAUACCAUCAAAGGGUAGUCUUUUUUUUUUUACACAACUAUAGGGACCA
Messenger RNA from Patiria miniata (bat star), 844 nucleotides. RefSeq lists its product as uncharacterized. Lineage: Eukaryota; Metazoa; Echinodermata; Asteroidea; Valvatida; Asterinidae. The record is from RefSeq and is a predicted model, not a curated record. The transcript is spliced from 6 exons. Bases 54 to 797 code for a protein of 247 amino acids.